Messenger RNA from Gadus macrocephalus (Pacific cod), 2774 nucleotides. It is a transcript of the gene mtnr1c, whose product is annotated as melatonin receptor 1C. The record is from RefSeq and is a predicted model, not a curated record. The transcript is spliced from 2 exons. Gene Ontology annotation, biological process: G protein-coupled receptor signaling pathway. Gene Ontology annotation, cellular component: membrane. The coding region runs from base 1649 to 2704 and encodes 351 amino acids. Gene Ontology annotation, molecular function: melatonin receptor activity. Lineage: Eukaryota; Metazoa; Chordata; Actinopteri; Gadiformes; Gadidae.
GUGGUGUGUGUUGAACAGGUUGUUGCUUCGACGGAGGAGUGAGGUGAGCUUUUAUUUGUUUCAGUUGACUCCACCUCAUCACACAAUGUGUUUUUCCUAUUUUCUUCCGGGAUGCCGUGGCCGAGGGAGUGGCCACUGCACCUGUUGCUGCAUGUGUUUCAGGUCAUCGCACAUCGUAGCAAACUCAUUGGCCUCCAUUUCCAUACUCUCUUGUUACACUUUUGUUGUACCAAAGAGCCUGGGGCAAUAACCUUUAACAAUUUGGUCAGGGAAAUCGGGUGCGGCUUGAGCUGGGAUUUGUAUUGAAAUUAGUCGAAAGAUGGACCACACCUCGAUGGACCAAUGUGGCUGACUGCGACCGAGGAUUCCAAUGCAAAUGGACGCGAGAGGGCUAAACUGGUUCAACCGCAAUGCCUCGGGUCAUACUAGUCCCUCUUUAAUCAGCUGUAGGGCAACUGUAAUCAAUAAUAUGUCAAUGGCAAUAAACAGAUUAAAAAAACAUGUUAAAUGAGGCCAUUAUAAUCUUGUAUUGUUUGUCAAUUAACUGUCAAAUAUGCCAUUAACUGUCAAAAAAAGGUUGAACUAAAGUAGGAAAUUGUCCUAUCAAAAUGAUGUGAAACUUACACGUAAAAUCUUUACCGGCCAGUUGGGUUUAUCAAUCAGCUGUCAUGAUGUCAUGCACAAGGCUGUCAAUCAGUAGGCCUACGCUUUUAGCGCUGACGUCAAGUGGCGUAUUUCCCUUGUAAUGCAAAUACUCAAUCAUUUGGGCUGUCGACCUAGAAGUGGCUAGAUAUCACAUAGGCAAAUAAAAAACUUGUACUCAUCGGGUGGAUGAUCAAAACCAACGUUUGAUUCGUUUGGAACCACUGGACGUUGUUGUGACAGUCAUCAAUAAACACACGAAGGCGCCAUUUCCAUGAAAACUAAAACUUAAGAAGCAAGACAAGUUGACAAUGACAGUAUUCCCAUUGUUAAAACAAAUUCCAUUAUGUCCAGACAAAGAUACCAUAAUAACGAGUCAAUCUACCGCUUAUCUGCUCGGAUUAGCCAGGCUUGUAAUGAAGCUGUGGAAAGUGUGAAGGUGUAGCAGGUGGGCAGGGAAAUGAGUCUGGCCGUGUGUCAAGACAGGUUUACGAUGAGAUAUUUUAACGGUGCCCCCGUGCGCUAUCUUGACGUGCAAGAAUGGGACUUGGCAGCCAUGCACCAGUGCACCUAUCCACGAACAGAAUACAAUAUCUACAAAUUGAUUUAAUUAUAUUAAUGAAUCCUAAACCUUCCUCCUCAUACCCCCCGCGCUUGCGGAUCCACGCAAAGGGUUCUCGGUGAUUCCUUUACGCACAGAGCGAAUUUCGCGCCGUUGUUGGAGCGUUAUUUGGUUGAAUGGAUCGCCUUGCAGAAGUCCUUCUGUCUUUCACGAGGGGCAAGACGAUGGACGGUUAGGAAUCGCUCGUGGUCACCUUCUUGUUGUGAAGAAUCCACAACGGCUAUCCUACUCUCUGUAAGGGACCAUGGCUGGGGACUGUGCGUCGAACCAGCGCCCGACGGAAGAUUGUUUCGCUAUUUCUUUCUUUUUUUGUUCCAUCCUUUGAUUUGUGAAGUUCUUUAAUUAACAGAAAGUCUUGUCAAUGGACGUCGGAUCUGGAAUGAUAUGGAUAUACAAGCGAAUAUGAGCUCGAUCAAUUGCCUGUCCCACAAUGACAGCGACCCGGCACAGAAGUCUCCCGCUGGGUUGUCCACUGCGCUGGCCAGCGUGCUGAUCUUGACUAUAGUGGUGGACAUCGUUGGCAAUGUCCUUGUAAUUCUUUCCGUGUUUAGAAACAAAAAACUGAGGAAUGCAGGAAACAUCUUCGUGGUGAGCCUCUCGGUGGCCGACCUGGUGGUGGCCGUGUACCCCUACCCCCUGGUGCUGACGGCCAUCGUCCGCGACGACUGGACCAUGGGCGACCUGCACUGCCAGGCCAGCGGCUUCAUCAUGGGCCUCAGCGUCAUCGGCUCCAUCUUCAACAUCACAGCCAUCGCCAUCAACCGCUACUGCUACAUCUGCCACAGCCUGCACUAUGACCGGCUCUACAGCGUCCGCAACACCUUCCUCUACCUGGGCCUCACCUGGCUGCUGACGGCCAUCGCCACCGUGCCCAACUUCUUCGUGGGCUCGCUGCAGUACGACCCGCGCGUCUACUCCUGCACGUUCGCCCAGACGGUCAGCUCGUACUACACGGUGUCGGUGGUGGUCAUCCACUUCCUCCUCCCCGUGCUGGUGGUGUCCUACUGCUACAUGAGGAUAUGGGUGCUGGUGAUCCAGGUGAAGCACCGCGUCAAGCCAGCGCAGCGGGCCAAGGUGAAGCCCAGCGACGUGAGGAACUUCCUCACCAUGUUCAUGGUGUUUGUGUUGUUCGCCGUGUGCUGGGCGCCGCUCAACCUCAUCGGGCUGGCGGUGGCCGUCGACCCGUCCCGGGUGGCGGCCAGCGUACCCGAGUGGCUGUUUGUCACCAGCUACUUCAUGGCGUACUUCAACAGCUGCCUCAACGCCGUCAUCUACGGGCUGCUCAACCGGAACUUCCGCAAGGAGUACAAGACCAUCGUGCUGGCCUUGUGCAUGCCCCGCCUGCUCAGGACCGAGUCGUCCAGGUGUCCCACCGAGGGCAUGAGGACUAAGCCCUCGCCGGCCUUCACUAACAACAACAUGGCGGAGGUUGAUGUUUGAGCGGUACUGUUUGUUUGCGGUGGAGGAGUCGAUCUCCAAUGGAACCUCCGUAUGGUCUUUUUUUAUCAUG